Symbiodinium sp. CCMP2592 is the source of this 174-nucleotide messenger RNA. The record is from the annotation of a GenBank genome assembly. Lineage: Eukaryota; Dinophyceae; Suessiales; Symbiodiniaceae.
AUGUAUUCGCUCAAGCUUGCUCAUCAUCGCGCAGAUAUUAAAGCUCGGCGAGACCCAGUGGACGGCAUCUUGCCUGUGCGGGGUGGAGGCGGCACACCCCUCAUUCUCAAGGUGAAAGGACCAACUCCACAGCAGAUGAAGUACAAAGGUGGACACACCGGCCUGAAGUACUGA